UGUCCAGAUGAUUAGGAUUGAUAAAGAACAGGCGUUAAAGCUUGUGAACAAGAAGAUAUCAGUGUCUGAUGACUUAACCUCGAUCGAGGCUCGUGUGCUUCCUCCUCCGACGUGAAGAAAUAACCGUGACUCCAAAUGAGGGAAAAUGGAACAUGUUUAAAAAGAAAAUGAUCAAUGGAGCAAGUGUAACUAGAUGGACUUGUGUAAAUUUCUCAACGCUUAGCCCUAUUUCAGCCACAAAAUUCUGUCAAGAAUUGACUAAGAUGUGCAGAGAUUUAGGAAUGCAUAUCCAACAUAUUACUCAAAUCAUCUCUUAUGAUCCUGAAAAGAUUGAGGACGCACUGCGAGAGAUCCACAAAAAGACAGCUGACCUCCAACUUUUGAUUGUGAUAUUGCCUGAUAUGACUGGAUCAUAUGGAAAGAUCAAAAAGAUAUGUGAGACAGAGCUGGGCAUUGUCUCGCAGUGUAUUCGGCCAGGAACGAUACUUGAGCGACCACACUUGUUUCUCCCCUCGCUAGCCUUGAAGAUCAAUAUCAAGGCUGGGGGGAAAAACUAUGUUCUUGACAAACACAUCUCGAUGGUACAAGACACGCCAACAAUAAUCUUCGGUGCUGACGUCACGCAUCCAACAAAGGCCGAACAAUCUUCUCUCGCUGCGGUUGUUGCUUCCAUGGACUGGCCUGAGAUAAGCACAUACCGAGCAUUGGUUUCUGCUCAGACUGGAAGACGUGAAAUUAUCGAGGACCUGUAUAAGUUGGACGGCCAAGGAGAACACACUGGAAUGAUAAGGGACCAUCUCUUAGCAUUCAUUAGAAAGACAAAUCAAAGACCUGGAAGACUCAUCUUCUUCCGUGACGGGGUAGGGGAAACACAGUUUGGGGACGUGUUGCGUUUUGAGCUACAGGCUAUACGCAAAGCUUGUUCGUCUAUAGAGGAUUUUCGUCCAAAGAUAACCUUUGUGCUUGUCCAGAAAAGACACCACACGCGGUUGUUUCCUGCUCAAGCGGAUAAGAAGGAUGCUGCUACUGGCAAUGUUCUUCCAGGUACUGUAGUUGACACAGUUAUUUGUCACCCGCGCCAGUUUGAUUUCUUUUUGAACAGCCACGCAGGUGUGAUGGGUACAAACAGAUCUACCCAUUACCAUGUUCUCUUGGACGAGAACAAAUUUUCUGCUGAUGAUUUGCAAAGGCUUACUAACGACCUUUGCUACACGUUUGCCAAGACUACCAAUUCUGUCUCGCUUGUCACCCCUGUCUUCUACGCCCAUUUGGCUGCGUUUAGAGCACGCUACUACGUGGAGGAUGAAAUGUCUGCUGUGCAUCUUCCGACAGUGAAAGAUGAAGUGAAAGAGAAGAUGUACUUUUGCUAAUGUUUGGAAGGACGAGGAAAUAAAAAAACAUAGCAUAAGAUAAAUGGUGGCCGAAACUCUAUGCCCCAAAUUUUUAGUCCAAAAAAAAACUCUAUGCCCCAAAUUUCACUCUUUUUUGUUUUGUUUUCGCACCUACUGUUACAUAUGCUUUUAAUAGUAUAGAUAUGGAACAUCUACCUGUUUAUA
Raphanus sativus (radish) is the source of this 1556-nucleotide messenger RNA. RefSeq names its product protein argonaute 5-like. Gene Ontology annotation, cellular component: cytoplasm. NCBI's taxonomy places the organism in Eukaryota, Viridiplantae, Streptophyta, Magnoliopsida, Brassicales, Brassicaceae. Gene Ontology annotation, biological process: regulatory ncRNA-mediated post-transcriptional gene silencing. The coding region runs from base 153 to 1370 and encodes 405 amino acids. The transcript is spliced from 12 exons. The record is from RefSeq and is a predicted model, not a curated record. Gene Ontology annotation, molecular function: nucleic acid binding.